CUGAACGGCUGGUACAGCUUAAAAAAAAAAAAAAAAAAAAAAUUCCUAUUUCUCUCUCUUGGUUUCUCUCUCUUCUUGUCUAAUAAAAGUUGGGGGCUUCUCGGAGUCGGUUCGCCGCAUCGCCGCGUCAAAGCCACGCGCCGGCACAUCGACGCCUCUCAGGGACUCUGCGGACUCCGAGAAAAUGGAGGCUGCCGGAAGUUGGGACGCUCUCGAAUGGACCAAGAUUGAGCCUCUCUCUCGGUCCGUUUCUCAUAGUAAUUUGGAAUUCUUGUUCGAAUAUGAGGAAGUCAUGGUCGAGGGAUAUGGUGUUGUUCUCGUCAACACUGAUGAGGCAGGUACCCUGCUAGUAACCAAUUUUCGUCUUCUUUUUCUGAGUGAGGGAACUAGGAACAUCGUCCCCCUUGGCACAAUACCGUUGGCAACAAUUGAGAAGAUCAACAAAAUGGUCGUAAAGAUGCAGUCAGCUCCUCGUCAACCUGAUAAGACUCUACCUAGACGACUUCUUCAAGUCAUUGGCAAAGACAUGAGAAUUAUCGUCUUUGGUUUUCGACCUCGAACAAAGCAGAGGCGUAGAAUAUACGAUGCAUUGCUGGGAUCUACAAAGCCAUCAAGAAUCUUGGAUCUUUAUGCUUUUAUCUCUGGACCUUCCAAAUUCAACAAUACUAAUCCUCAGGUGCGUUUACUUAAGGAGUAUUUUCGGCUUCUUGGGAAGGACACAACUCAUGCAUCCAUGAGCAUGAUAGAAAAUCAGUCUUUUACAUUGUCCAAUGACUUAUGGAGAAUAAGUAGUGCAAAUUCCAACUAUACAAUGUGCCAGAGUUAUCCAUUUGCCUUGAUUGUUCCAAAACUCAUUCCUGAUCAGGAAGUUCUCCAAGCAUCCACCUUCCGUGCAAGAUGUCGGUUGCCUGUAGUGACGUGGUGUCAUCCUGUUAUAGGAAGUGGAGCAGUUCUUGCACGUUCAUCCCAACCCUUAGUUGGUCUAAUGAUGAACAUGAGGAGCAACACUGAUGAAAAGCUUGUUGCUGCUUUAUGCACUCAACUUGCUGGUGUGGGAGGAAAACGAAGGAAGCUAUAUAUUGCCGAUGCAAGACCUAGAAAAAAUGCUUUGGCAAAUGGUGCAAUGGGUGGUGGCUCGGAGUCAUCUUCAAAUUAUUUUCAAUCGGAGAUAUUUUUCUUUGGAAUAGACAACAUACAUGCAAUGAGGGAUAGUCUUGCUCGGCUCAGAGAAUAUGUUGAUACUUAUGGUGCAACUUCGUCGGAUGGAAUGUCAUCAUUCUUGAGACACGGUGGAUGGAGUUGGGGUGGAGGCAAUCUCAGCAGUAUGUCUGCUUCUGUGUCAACUUUAGGAGACAGUGGUUGGCUAAUACACGUUCAGAGUGUCCUGGCGGGUUCAGCUUGGAUUGCUGCUCGUGUUGCUUUGGAAUCAGCAUCUGUGCUUGUUCAUUGCAGUGACGGAUGGGAUAGAACGACUCAGCUCGUUUCACUUGCUAGUUUGUUGUUAGAUCCAUACUAUAGGACAUUCACAGGGUUUCAGGCACUUGUUGAAAAAGAUUGGCUCGCAUUUGGUCAUCCAUUUUCUGAUCGCAUGGGCAUUCCAACUAUAUCAGCAAGUGCCAACAUACCACUUGAACUAUCUAGGCAAUCUUCUGCUGGAACUUUCCCAUCAUCACCCAUGCGCCAAUCAUCAGGAUCAUAUACAUCUCAAACUCCUACUACUACUCAUGCUCAAACUUCAAACAACUAUUCCCCAAUAUUUUUACAGUGGGUUGAUUGUGUUUCACAAUUGAUGCGGAUGUAUCCUUUUGCUUUUGAGUUUUCCUCGGCUUUCUUAGUGGAUCUUUUGGAUUGUGUUUUUUCCUGCCGCUUUGGGAACUUCUUGUGCAAUAGUGAAAAAGAGAGGCAGCAAUGUGGUAUUUCGGAAACUUGUGGAUGCUUGUGGAAAUAUUUGGCUGAUUUACGUGCUUCAGAUGGAAGAUCUCAUGUGCACUAUAACCUCUUUUAUGAUCCAAUUAAACAUGAUGGUCCACUAUUACCUCCAGCAGCAGCUUUAGCACCUACUCUAUGGCCCCAGUUCCAUUUACGUUGGGCUUGUCCAGCUGAAGCUCAAUCUGGAGAGGUUGAAGCUCAAUAUAGGAAGAUGGCUAUUAAAUUUUUUGAACUUCAGAAGGCAAAAGAAGUUGUAGAAAGUAAAGCUAAAGAAACAGCUGCAAUGAUGGAAUCAUUAAGUGCAGAGUUGAGAAAUGAGAAGCAAAUCAGCAGCUCAGCUACGAGAUUGGCCACAAGGGCCAGCAAGGAAAGUGAGGCCAUAAAACGAGCUGUACAGUCACUGGGAUGCAAGGUCCACUUCUCGAACGGUGGUGAUUGUACUGUUGAUGUUGAAAACAGCCUCUUUGAUACUCAGAAUUCUAUUUUUUCUUCUGCGAAAAGGGAGUCUGAUGGUACCAUGCAGCACAAUGAAAAGUCAGAUCUGUCUGUGUCAAUUACAGUUGUGGCAGAUGAUGCUGUUGCUAGUAAUCCAAUUGGUCGAAUGUGUGAAACUUUAUGCCCGUUGCGCACUCGAGAUGGAGGCUGCAGGUGGCCAGAUACUGGGUGUGCACAGCUGGGCAGCCAGUUUGUAGGACUGAAGGCAAAUUUUGAUGCGUUUGAUCGCCUUUCUAUAUAUGAUGGUUAUUUUCAGCCUGAGUGAAUGCUGUUGAUUUAGUUAUCAGCUGAACAUCUUACUGACUUCAAUUGAAAGUCAAGGACUUUUCUAAAUGGAGGCCUUAGAAUUAAAGCCUCGGUUAAACUAGGUUAAAUUUUUUCUUUUGGUAACUUGUCAUCAAAUUAACAGGGGAAGGAAAAGCUUAAAGUGGACCCUCGAAUUUGGAUGGGUCUCAGGGUGGUUUGUACAGAGAAUAUAGAGUCAGCAGGCAAUUAUCGUAUUGGUAAAGAGUAGGAAAACAAAAAGAAAGCGCAAUUGCGGCGCUAUGGUGGUCUGCGAAUAGUUUUUCGAUACACUCAUUCAUUUCUCGAAUAAGGUUAAGCCUCAUAUUGUACAGGUUACAGACAAUCUGUAUCUUGUAAUAAUCUUUCAUCGGCAUUUAUGUAUAUCAUGAUUAUUUAGAUUUAUAUUAAUAAAAUUUUGCUAUUAUUGACUUCU
This is a messenger RNA of Ziziphus jujuba (common jujube), 3142 nucleotides long. RefSeq names its product phosphatidylinositol-3-phosphatase myotubularin-1. Gene Ontology annotation, molecular function: phosphatase activity. Bases 185 to 2689 code for a protein of 834 amino acids. Gene Ontology annotation, biological process: dephosphorylation. The record is from RefSeq and is a predicted model, not a curated record. The transcript has 19 exons. NCBI's taxonomy places the organism in Eukaryota, Viridiplantae, Streptophyta, Magnoliopsida, Rosales, Rhamnaceae.